GAGCACAAAUUUCACUGACGUAGUGAUCCAGUGUUUUACCAUCAAGAUGGACUCCAAAUAUUGCAAGUUUUCGCACUAGAACACACUAGCACUCGAGUUUCUUCAGAUGUCAUCCAACUGAAGCGAAGGGCCAGUGAGGUCAUACAGCCCUGUGUCCCCGCAUCUUAACAGAAACGUAGAAAAACGGUUUCAACUAAAUACCUGGAGUCCACGUCAAAAUUGAGAAGUUUGAUACCAUCAAGAAGUAGAAAGUAAUCGAUCUGAUUUAUUGCCGGCCGAGAUCACUAACAUCACUCAAAAACUCGGCAAGUUGUGGGGACAAACAUCAGUCGCCUGAAUGGCGAAUCACCUCUUUACGUCUGGAGACCGCUAAGAAUGCAUCUUAGUUUCGAAAAAUUUCUCAGCUCACAUUUGUGCCCGUGCCAUAUUUAUUUGUUUACAUUUCGCUUCGUUCCAAUUUUGUUUCCGUUUUUUCUCCUCCUACUUCCUCCCACUUACACGUUAUAAGACCAUCUGAUUGGUUCCUUUUCCAAGUUGUGUCUGCGUGGAGCAUGCGCACGGAGGUACCUUGGUAUCUAUUGCCCAUCUCUGGUUUUGUUUAUCGAGAACAUGGCAGUGGAAUCCAAAGAGGAAAAAUGCCACGUUAAAGGAAGGAAGAGGAAGCACGAAGGUUCCCAGGAGCAGGUGGUUCCCUGCAAGAUACAGCGCUUCAGCCAGUGGAAAGACACCAGCCCAAGUUUCCAAGAAACUCUCAAACCCGCCCGCAAUUUGGUCAUUGACGACUUCCCUCUACCACCGCACUUGAUGGGCUGUGUCGCGUUGGUCGAGCAACGCGAGGGUAGGGCGACGACCAGUACAACGCGGGGGACGACCAGUGGAGCGCGGGGGAUCGGCAGCUUCCAAUUCUUAGACAUCGGCUGCCGAACGGUUGACAGUCUAGAGUACAACACCAACAACAACAGUGGUCUCACUCAGUCUCGUGACGUCAAGCACCAGGACAGAAAGAUCAGGUUCAAGAGAUGGAGUACGCCGACAGGUACACGGAACAGGGAUCCCAAUGCGUCUGCUGGGGGUCGCAAGCAGGGGAUCAAGAUCAAAGCUUCGUUCAGCGACGCUUCGGUCCUGAGCGUCAAAUAUUUGGCCAACGACGACGUGGCCCGCUCGGCCUCUGAUGUCAACAUGGAGGUCCGCAACAAACUCAAGCCCUGGGAAACUGUCUCGCCGCUCGUGCAACUCGUGCAUGGCACCCGCAGGUCAGCGAAUCCCUUUAAAAUGGGCAAGAAAAAGGGCAAAGACAACAAAGCUCACAAGCAGACGACGAGAAGCGAGGCCUUGAGUGGUCCCCUUCCCACGAGCAGAACUGAGGGCGGGGGACGGGCAGGCGGAGCUAACAAAAAAGUCCCGGCCCCAGAGUCAAGACAGCAGCCAGUCCACGCGUCAGGGAAGAGACAUCCCAGGCAGGAGAAUGAUAACGUCAUGAGUGGCACAGCCAACCAUCUGAUGCGUGAGAGAGAGCAGUCCGAGCUGAAGGCGUGUCCCAUCUUUGGCGUCUCCACCUCCCAGUCGGAUGUGUCCCUCGUCAAGUUCAGGGAGCGCCAGUCGGGCGACGAGGUCGUACAGCGGGCACGUGAGACACUGGUCUGCCUGUCCACUUGCCCGAACUUGAAACGCCGGGGUCGAACCCACGACCCAAACAGAACCUCGCGGACCCACGACCCCUACAGAACCUCGCGGACCCACGACCCCUACCAAAACUCGCGUUCUGCCAAAGAUUCCAGAGAGAUCAAAUUCUUCCGGCCCGAAUCUUCUCUCCACGAGAACCUGCUCGCUCUGGAGAAAAUAAAGUCCGAGAGCUCGGAGCUCAGGCCGCAGCCUGUCCUGGAGGUCAAGUACAUGGCGCCAACAGUCUGCGUCUUUGGCGACAUCAACAACGGAGUUGAGAACGAUUCACUCAUCAAGAAGCCGUUGACGGGGUUUCUCGGUAAAACAUCCCACCCACCAGAAGAGGAGCAGCCUGCCACAAGAGGUCCUGAAGAGAUCAAGCGAAACGCAGAGAUCUUCUCAAAGAAUCGUAGCCUGCAACUGGCCAGCGAUUGCUGUAAACCUGACAAAAACGCCAGCAAAACUAAACGAAAACACAGCAGCAAUCAAGCUAUUAAAAAACACUUUCCCGCCAAAAGUUUGGAUCCUAAAUUAAACCUCGCCGUCCCUGAUAGAAGGCCUUAUCAAAAGCUGGCGAGCAGCCUAAAUGACAGCAGGAAGACAGUCGGCGACACGCUAGUCAUUGAACACCGGCAUGAGGACAGACAAUUGGAAGAAGGGGGCGGCGCCUCGCAGGUCGCCAACCCUGAAGAGCCGAAACCGAUGGACCGGAACGGUUCUCGCAAUGACACGUUGCUGGGGGUCAGCAACGUGUUCGACCACUGCACAUCCCCUGAGGUCCAGGAGACUCUGCACGAGGCCGUGCCCUCGCUGCACACUGACAGCUCCUCCAGCCUGGCUGUCCGGCAGUUCUGUGAUUGCUGUCUCAGGCAGCACAAGCCAGACGAGCAGUGUCCUAAAUGUGGAGCACACACCGUGUCUUCUGACCACGCCGACCACAGCGAGAGAAGUGUCAAAAUGAGCCGUAGAAUAAUCAAGCGAACGUCGGACCCCGAUAAAUUGGCAGACCUGGUGUCGGCCAAACACCAGCAGGUCAUGGAGCAAAUGCUGCGCACUCAGUCAGAGUCCCCGCCCUCGGCAGCGAGAAAGCGGAAGUUAAUGUCUAGGACCCCCCGGCCUGCAGAUCUAGAGAAACCGAAAAAAAGCGCCAAUUCACCAAAAUGGCCGAAUUCUACAUGCUCCAGGACUGACGGACGGGGAAGUCGUUUGUCAGGUCGCCAGCUGCCCUUGCGCGACUUUUCCCCGGGGUGUGGGGCCUCAAGCACGAGCAAGGAAUGCUCCAAGCGAUCAGGGUCUAGAGACGCUGCCGAGAGUGGUGUCCACAGCAAGAAUGAUGAGCAGACCAGAACUGCCAAGAGCAAAAGUCCAAAGCUCACGUCCAAUGCCUUCACCUACCAAGUUCGCGAGCUAAUGAAUGCGUCUCCCGACUCCUCAUCUCGUGCGCGCCUCUCUUCUCCACACGGCCAUGACCUCAAGACCUCAAUCAGUAGUCGUAGAAGAAACAAUGAAGGGCAAUCAGAAAGCGGCUCAGAAUUUUCAUUAUGCAAAAUUAACAUCGCAAAUACCUGCGAAAUAGAUGUUGAAAGUCCACCCAAAAAAGAAAGUGAAAAAUCGCAUAGACUGAACAUCCAGAUGAAUGAUAUCGUUGAAGGUGUGCUGCACUAUCUUAGCAAAAAACAUAAGGAGAGCUACAAUAUGCGGACGAUUAAUCCCGCCGAUAAAGAUUAUAUAAAAAAACUGACAGAAAGGCUGCUACUGACUGAAAAUAUUCUGAGCAUUAGAAACGAGGAGAGAGAGGAAGCUGAGGAGAGAGAGAACAUCUCGUCGGCAGAAUGCAGCAACGUCAAGUUUGAAGCCAUACGGAAAUAUGAAAAUGCUGGUUUAAGUACAUCAGAGCAGAUCCCAGAGAAGCAGGUUGUCAACAAUUACCGCAAGCUGCUGCAAGAUGCCCGGUUUAAAAGCAACGAUCUGGGGAUGAUGUUUGACAAAUCAUUUCCGCACCCGGAGGAGGCGUCAAACGAGGUCCAAAAUCAGAGCCUGUCGCCGCAGGAAGAGAGCUUCGAUGCUGUGGCCAGUGAUCUGACCAAAAGAAAAGAGUAUCUGAAAUGGUAUCUGCAGGCCAGUCAGGGCGGUGCCAGAGACUCGAGGAAACGAAACGUUCACAAGACCGGCUCUGAACUCAUCGUGUCUGACCACGGCAAGGCGGACGACCGUUUCACUGGUGCAGAGUCCAUCAGCACCAACACCACCGACAUCACGGAGCACAACGAGAGCGAGAUCAACCGCGAGAAAGAGAAAAUCUCGUGCCGAUGUGCUGCCAUUCACAGUAUCCUGAAUGACCUCAAGCACCACAUACUACUGGAACGGGUCGGGCAAAUAACUUACGGGGCCCCCAGUCAAGUCAACACGCUGGACGACAAUCGCAGGACUGAGUCUCCGAGGUGCAGGAAGAAAGAACAUGCUUAUUCCAACCGCAUGUACGAUAGCACACCAAGAAACAGUUCCGCGAUGGGGCGGUCACCCACUUUAUGCGAGUCCUCCACGCCGUCGCUAAACGAGGCAGCAGUGCCUUAUCCGCACACGAAUCAGCAGCACGUGCCAGAGGUCACCCAACAGCAUUACCUGGACCUUAUUGCGUCACUCAUCCAGAACAGAGGGAUGCCGCCACCAGAAAUGUUGGCCCAUCCGCACCAGAGCAUGACGCACGAACAAAGGGGUCAGGCGAGUGAGCAGUUCUCCACCAACCAGUCGUUUGUUGAGCAGUACUACAAGAUGCUGGUGGAGGACUGGCAGAGCAAACGCCAGGAGAGGAGCUCUGGUAAGGUUCCCGCCCGCCCCCAGAAGACAGAGCACCCAGCAACCACGACCAGGAUGACGCAGACCUGCGACGUUCUGGGUGAGCAGCUUUCUUUACAAACUCUGAAAACACAAUCUAAAAAAUCUGACAACGCAGCAUGCGACAGGGAAGAUAGCGCCUAUCUAGGAAAUGAGGUUUCAAAAAGUACGCAGAACGAAGACGAAGAAAAUCAACACCAAAAGGAGAAAUUGCAAACAACAAAAUGUAUUCAAUACCCUUGCGAAAACUCUCAAGAGCUUCAAAUCGUCAAAAAUAGCACUAAAGAUCUUCAACGUAAUGUUAAUUCUAAAUUUAACAUCAACGGGCGUAGUCUAAAAUACUGCUCCAUUCGCAAUCUUUUAGAGUUCGCUUUUGAGCAUCGUGGCAACGAAGAUUUGAGUAAAGAAAUCGUCGGCGAAAUUUUUCAACGAGCUUACCGGAAACAAAAGGAUGAAAAUUCAAGGGAACAGCUGAGAGAGGGGGCGGCGCAGCUUUUCUAUCUGCUGACAAACAGAGAUCUACGCUCGGAGGAAAGUGCCGUGUUUCAACAACUGACGGAGCCGGAAGCUCCACAAGAGGCUUCUAACAACCCCGGUCUUUUAAGCCGGGCGGUGAACGAACUGGACACGUACAGCAUCAUGAAAGCCGAAUACGCUGAACGCGUCAAAGAAAACAAACGCAUCAUUGACCAGUGGUCAUUCCCCUCUGCUGGGCUGUCCAGCACGCGCGACUUGGUGUGUAACAAAGACCUGCCGCUCAACACCCAGUUCUAUCAGCUGCUGACCGCCUCCACCAACUCGGGGAACCAGAAAGGCAAAGAGGAACACACACAAUUGCCAGACCAGGAUGAACACAUGUAUCCCGUCAGUUCGCCGUCUAAAAAAGCCGUAGCGUUCAACCUACCAAAAAAACAAAGAAGUCAGCCAAGGUAUGACAAGUCCUCAUCUGUAUCUUCCUAUUCGAAGCCUUGGAGAAAAAGCUGCUCAGCACUGGACAGGAGUUUUGAGGACAAGACCGAUCUGAAAUGUGAGCGCAGCUCUGAGUUGACUGACGGGAGAAAGAAUUUGCGCGUGUUUCGGCCAGCCGCUAGGGUGGAGGAGAGCGAAGACACAUACUGGCAAUUCACAACCCCCAUUCACAGACGCCGUGACAACGCCGAGCUCAGGAUAUUCUCAGCCAGUUGCAGGAACCAGCAUGAUUCAAGUGCUUUAAAUCAGCAGUCUAGAAAAAAGCUCCGCUCUUUGGCCGAUGAAAAAAGAAAAUUAUCCGCUGAGAAUAAGCCACCAGCCGAAAAUAAGUCAUCCGCCGGAAGAAAGUCAUCAUUCGAAAUAAAAACAACCACCGAAAGUAAGUCAUCCGCUGAAAGGAAAUCAUCAGCUGAAAGGAAAUCAUCCGCAGAAAGGAAAUCAUCCGCUGAAAGGAAAUCAUCCGCUGAAAGAAAGUCAUCCGCUGAAAGAAAGUCAUCCGCUGAAAGGAAAUCAUCAGCUGAAAGGAAAUCAUCCGCUGAAAGGAAAUCAUCAGCUGAAAGGAAAUCAUCCGCUGAAAGGAAAUCAUCCGCUGAAAGGAAAUCAUCCGCUGAAAGGAAAUCAUCCGCUGAAAGGAAAUCAUCCGCUGAAAGGAAAUCAUCCGCUGAAAGGAAAUCAUCCGCUGAAAGAAAGUCGUCAGGUGAAAGCACAAUGUCUAAGGUAGGGAGCCCUGCCAAUGUCGAGGCAGCAGCCCAGAGCCCUGCCAAUGUCGAGGCAGCAGCCCAGAGCCCUGCCAAUGUCGACAGCUGUGUUCCUUAUUGUGGCCCCAACGAUGGCCCAGAUCUACAGUGGCCACCUAGCGAGGCAAGCAGCAGAGCCCCGUCCUCGGCCAACGGCGUCUCGCUCAAGCUCAUUGUCGACACCCAGCCAGUCAAGUCAAGCGACAAGAAAGGCAAGGUCAAGGCCAAGAAAAGCAAAGCUGUCAGGUCACCCAACUCGGUUCAAAUCAAGAGAAGCUUCUCUGAAAGUCCUCUGAAAAGACCAUGGCAAGAAAACAUGGAGCGCCCGCGUCGAGCGCUCUCCGUGCCCAGGGAAAACAUGCUUCACGCCAUGAUCGCCUCCAACUUUGCCGAACACGUCUUCACCGUCUACCCAAACAACGAGGUCAUCAUCCAGGUCCAGGUGACCAACCACUGCGGACUGCUCGUGCGGAAAGGUGAUGGAAAUGCUGGCGUGCAGAACUGCGUCAGCGAUAUGCAGGGGCUGCAGAUGUGGACUGAUACAAUAGAACCUGACACCAAAACGGAUUCCACUAGCGAGAAUCUCGUCCCCAAAGAACCUAGUGGCAAAUCAACAAGAUACGGAGAGUCUUCGCGAGUAUCCUCGGGUGGUUCUCAUAAGAUGAAAAGCUUUGAAAUCUUUUAUGACACCAACAACUGCACGCAUGUUAGUGAGUACUCGGCUCAUACAUUCACCAUGUUCCCAUCGUCCACGAUCGACUCGGCGUCUACAGAUUCUACAAAUUACAUUAGUUCGUCUCCAGAUUCCAGCAUGGAAGAGCGAAAAGAAAAACAGCUCCUGCAAGCAGCGAAAGGACAGCAGGCGGAGCCCACAAACACCACCGCCAAGUUGGCAAAGGCGAGCGACAACCUUGAAAAUGUUUGCUCCUGCAUUCAAGAGAUUUCUUUGGACGGCGACUCAACGAAGACGAUGAGGGAAGGUUCGGUGGAGCAGAUGGAGGUGGAGCAGAUGGAGGUGGAGCAGAUGGAGGUGGCUGCACAGACGCCUAGAGCCGGUAACCUCAACGAUUUGAACGGCAUCGACGUCACCCAGUGCGAUGUGGGAACGUACCUGGCCAGUGCUCAGCACCAGGAACCUGGCCUAGAAAAUACAGGCCGGAGAGAUCCUGUGCUGGGCGACAGUGAGGCGAUGAUGGAGGCAGACACUGAGUAUAAUAAGUCUUUGAACUUGUCCAGAACACAAAGCACACGGCGAAACGUGAGACGUCUUAUUCAGACAGAAACACGACUUGAAAACUUGGCUCAGAAGUCCCCGGAAAGAAGAAUUGAGAAUAUGGGUCAGAAUACCCCGGAAAGAAGAACUGAGAAUAUGUAUCAGAAGUCCCCGGAAAAAAGAAUUGAGAGUAUGGGUCAGAAGUCCCCGGAAAAAAGAAUUGAGAAUAUGGGUCAGAAGUCUCAGGAAAGAAAAAUUGAGAGUAUGGGUCAGAUCUCCCCGGAAAAAAGAAUUGAGAGUAUGGGUCAGAAGUCCCCGGAAAGAAGAAUUGAGAGUAUGGGUCAGAAGUCCCCGGAAAAAAGAAUUGAGAGUAUGGGUCAGAAGACCCCGGGAAAAAAAACUGAGAGUUUGAGUCAAAAGUCUCCGGAAAGAACUGAAAAUAUAGGUCGGAAGUCACCGGAAGGAGGAGAUGAAAAAGUAGAUAGAAAACUCAAUGAGACAUCCCGCGUACAACAAUGUACUACGGGUGACGUCAAGCUACAAGAAACUCCUCAAGUAGGUCCCACGAAUCUAGCUAACCCUACAGAUCCAGAGGGCCCCACAGGUCUAGCUAACCCCACAGGUCCAGAGGGCCCCACAGGUCUAGAGGGCCCCACAGGUCUAGCAAACCCCACAGAUCCAGAGGGCCCCACAGGUCUAGAGGGCCCCACAGGUCUAGCAAACCCCACAGAGAGCCCAGCUCCAGAUGUUUUCCGAGGAUGGUCUAAUGCUGGAGGGGAUUGUCAGCCUGAACGUCCAGCAGUGACUGAUCUAGCAGUCAGCGAGGCAGACGUAAAGCUGACAAAAUCCAAAGAAAACGGCGCCGACUCACUGGGUGCAGAGAGCCCUCCUCAAGUAGCAGGUGAACCAGAAGGGAAAGGUUCGACACCCGGAGCACACAUUUCCCCUAGGCCACAAACUCCCGCCAAUAAGUGUCCAGAAUCGAUGUCUUCUGUUUGCUCGAGUCCAACGGUCAACCAGACAGACAAAUCAGGGGACGUGGGGCUGACUGAUGGGCCGACAGGACGCGAGGAAUCACCAAGUGGACCUCAACCUCCCUCUGUAGAAAAUGCUUGCCUGGUCAAAGAUCCUGGGACUAACGAGUCUAAAGAUGUAAGCCUUCAAUUAAGUAAUGAUAAUGGAGAAGGCAGCAACGAUUUUGUGGUUUCUAGAAACGAGAAUGCUGAAAAUAUAAAGUGGGGUUGUUGGACAAAUGAAGAGAAUAUUUUAAAGAACUCCGCCACAAGGUCGGCUAUAUUUGAUCAUUCGAACAAAUCUAAUGAACAGGAAGUCAUCACGAAGAUGAAAAGUGAAGGCUCGCUUCAAAGCUGGAAAAAUUGUUGGUCGAGGCCAAGAAAGAAAAAACCAGAUAGUCCAUUUGGUUGUGAGACGGAUGAAAGUGACGAGAGCCUGCAGUGUGACCAGCAUGAAGACGGACAAAACUACUGGUGUUCGGAGUCCCCCAACCAACAUCCGGUGUAUGACGGACAUGUGAGUGGAGGUCACGUGGCUACGGUGUUAGAAACCACACCUAAAGUGUUUGCUCCCCUGGUAGUGUAUGACCACAAGAAGCAGGAGGGACCCUCCCUGAGGAGUGAAUCCAAGAUAGCGUUCAUCAACGUCACCCCCAUGUCGGCUGCUACCAAAGCUGAAGAUGAGAAGCGAAUCUGUCUGCUGGAGAGAUCGCGCAAAUCUGCUUUCACUGCUCACUCGAAUGACCGACUCUUACUUGAGGCGUCGGUAAAAAACGAGGUCAAGACUCUGUUCCAGAGUUUGAGCAGGGGCAUGAAACUGAACCACAGUCCCGUCCUACGCGAUAACUCCUGCCUGCCGCCGUCCUAUAGUGUCAGGGAGGACUGCAAGACCUCCCCCACCAGGGAGGACUGCAAGACCUCCCCCUCCCGGAGCUUGAGCCAGCUCCAGCAAACUCGAGCCACCCCCUGCAGGAAAACAUCCUCCCCUGAACUAGCCGUCACUGGACACCCGGGCAGCCAGCGAGGGGUACAGAAGACAGACGCUGUCAGCAAGAUGAGAGCCCCUCGAGUCAGCUCCCACCCCAUGAGGAAGUCUUUUAGUGACAUGAAGGUCCCCGUCAACGAGUCGCCCUCCUGGCUCGCGGCCAGCACAACAACCAAGAGCGAGGUCCAUACACAAGGAAAGACAACCUUCAACCAAAAGACAACUCCCGAACUUGGCAGAAAAGCAAGCAGGCGAUCAAAAGACGAAAGAACGGAACAGUCCGACACGGAGCCGUGCGUCCUUAUCAACGACCUGAGCAUGGAGGACGAGGCGGGCUUGUUUAUUCUCUCUUGCUGCAAUGCGGGCAGCGUCCAGGGCGUGUCCGCCUCCAGCUCUGACGUCACCAUCAAGUCUUCCUUUCAAACGAGCGAGGACCUGUCCUCGUGUAGCGGCGUGUCCAUCAACAUCCUCAACGACUACAUCGUGCUGCAGGAGAAACCCGUCUCCCCGGCCAACAUGACCGACACCUCAUCAUUGUCAGAGUCGUUUCAUUCUUGUAGCUCACGCCUCAGCUCCUAG
Messenger RNA from Physella acuta, 9993 nucleotides. RefSeq lists its product as uncharacterized. The record is from RefSeq and is a predicted model, not a curated record. Lineage: Eukaryota; Metazoa; Mollusca; Gastropoda; Physidae.